GGGCGUGACAUUUCAUCGCUUUGUUCAAAUUCAAUGGUCACAUUAAGUCUUCAUUAUACAUCCAAAGUUUCAACAUCAGUUGUUCUUUAUACGAUGUGAUUACCUACUUAGAUUCGUUACUUACUGUACCUACUAUUAGAGCUAAAUACGAUUACUGUGACGUAAUGCAGCGGACUUUAGAACAUUUUGCAGAAAACUUACAGCGUUAUUAUUAGAUAUUUACCCUGAGUUUGCAUCGGGAUUUAUACACGUCACCACCUAUAAGCAAUAAGCAUAUACGAUUACCAAACUCUUGAUUUGUAGUUGUUGUAGGUACGUUUAUCAUAUUCAUUUACCGUCGUAAAAUAAACUUAUAACCUGCAUUCAAAUUCUUAGAUCGCUGAUAGAAUCAUUUUUGUACAGUUUGUUUGACCGUUGACGUGAUUAUUCUAUGUAGGAAAUCAGCAAGAUUAGUUGAGAGUGUUGGAUUAUGCAAUACCCUGAUAUGCAUAUAUUCAGGCUGCGCCCGAUUAUACUAUGUUAUACCAUCUACAUUGUACACUGUACAUUGUAAAGUGUACCAUGUGCAGUGUGCACACAGCAAUCAUAUUUCUCUGUUGUAAUUUCCACAGAAUCUUUCAGACUGUAAGCCUGGUAUCAUCGGCUUAUUAUUUCGGCCUCGAAUAAUGUUGGUAGUAGCAGAAAGGCCUCGAGCAGUGCACAAUAUCUCUGACCUGCGCCACUGUUGCUUAUCUUUUUCUUUCUUAUAACAUCAUUUAUUUGACAACUGAUUUUGCUUAUGACACAAAAUGGUCGUCAAACCGUAAGAAUAUAAUCUAUUCCAAUCUUAGGAAUCAGUCAAACUAUCAUGUGUGGAAUAUUCGCUUGUUUUGGUGAGAAUUGUGACAGGAUGGUUGCAGUGGAGAAUGCUCAUAAACAAAUCCAUCGUGGUCCGGACGAUUUCUACUGCCAGAAAGUGACAGGUGGUCUUUUAUGUUUUACUCGCCUCAACAUUAUGGACAGAACGAUACAAGGCCGGCAACCCUUCGACUUCCAAGAGUACACAGCAAUGAUGAACGGUGAGAUCUACAACCACAAGACCCUUGAGAAAGAGUUUGGCAUCGUGCCCAAGGGAAAGAGUGAUUGUGAACUUUUACCUGAACUCUUCAGCAAGAUCGGGGAGGAGCUGCCGAAGAGACUGGAUGGCAUGUUUGCUUGUGUUAUUGUCAACAACAAGACUGGCGAAAUCUUUAUCAUGCGGGAUCACAUUGGUAUAAUCCCUCUAUACUGGGGUACGGACACAAUCGGAAGACUCUACAUUGCCAGCGAGCAGAAGUGUCUGGUGGAUGUAUGUGAGGUAGUGGAGAUCUUCCCACCAAGAAUGACUUACCAGGGCCCACCCGAGAUGGGAAAACUGAAGCAGUGGUAUUUCAUGGAUUGGGUACCUCAGGUUUACUCUUUGGAAAUCGAAGAAAAGGUGUAUGAUAGAAUAUAUAAUGGAAUGUACAAAGCAGUGGAGAAGAUGAUACCCUGUGAUUCCCCUAACGGUUUCUUGCUCAGUGGAGGUCUAGACUCGUCUCUGGUUGCAGCUUUGGCACGGAAGGUCCUAGGGCCGGACGCCGAAAUACACACCUUCACCAUAGGACUGGAGAACGCUCCGGACUUCAAGUUCGCCAGAGAAGUAGCUGAACACAUCGGAUCUAUACAUCACGAGUUUACCUACACUUUACAAGAAGGAAUAGAUGUUAUCCCGCAGGUUAUAUCGAAGAUAGAAUCAUUUGACACCACAACGAUCCGAUCCUCAACUCCUCAGUACCUACUGGGCAAGAAGAUCCAGUCCUGGGGCUUCAAGAUGGUGAUGUCCGGAGAGGGUGCUGAUGAGGCCUGGGGUGGAUAUCUUUACUUCCAUUACGCUCCAAAUGAUGAAGAGUUUAACGAAGAGAUGAAGGACAAGCUGGCGGACCUGCACUAUUACGAUUGUCUCCGAACCAACAAGUCCAUGUUGGCCAGCAGUGUUGAGACUAGAGUACCUUUCUUAGACCCAGAACUUCUUGAUAUUGCCAUGACCGUACCUGUCAAUAUGAAACACCCCAAGUUUAUCAAGUACGAAGGUAGACCGAUAGAAAAGGGCGUGUUAAGGAAAGCUUGUGACAGAGACGAUUUGCUGCCUAAAAGUGUUCUCUGGAGACAAAAGGAGCAGUUUUCAGACUCGGUGGGUUACGGUUGGAUUGAUGGGCUAAAGCAGCAUUACAAGGAAAUGGGAACUACGGAGGAGGAUUUCAACAUGUCCAUGUACAAGAAGUUCAACUUCUCCAGUACGACUGUAAAAACAGGUAAAACAGUGGCCUGUUCCACACCACGAGGAGCUAGCUGGAUGCCAGAAGGUACUGCUGCCGACGCUUCAGGAAGAUCAGUCACCUCAGUCCAUCAGAGUUCUACAGACAAGGAGGCUCUGAUCAUGACGGAGGAUUAACAGAGAUGAAUUUUCAUAGGAUAACACAUGGAUAGCUAGUUUUGAAUUAAGGUUUCUGAAAUAUUUAAUGAUCUUUAUGAUACAUUUUGAUCUUAUCUGGAUAUAAUAUCAAAUGACUUAAAUGGAAUUUAUUAAAUUAUUUACGAGAUGAAAUUAGGUUGAUAACAAUAAGACUUCAAAUCAGUGUAUCCGAUGACGGCAUAUUAAAAUGGUUAAAUGAAUUUAGAUAAUGUAGUGCAGUAAGUUCGUGAUCAUACAUUUUUUAAGUGUAGUUAGGUAUUUAAAUACAGAUUAGGAUAAUCAAUGAUAUUUAAUUUGGGCACAUACCAUAAUCUGCCUAGUAGUAUAGUGCCUAGUCUGCAUAGUGCCUAUUUUGUUUUAUUAGUGUGAAAUGCAAGCUUA
Molecule: messenger RNA, 2854 nt
Organism: Bolinopsis microptera
Lineage: Eukaryota; Metazoa; Ctenophora; Tentaculata; Lobata; Bolinopsidae
Exons: 11
Coding region: 848-2452 (534 amino acids)
Cellular component (GO): cytosol
Molecular function (GO): asparagine synthase (glutamine-hydrolyzing) activity
Source: RefSeq, a predicted model, not a curated record